Messenger RNA from Pelobates cultripes (western spadefoot toad), 324 nucleotides. The record is from the annotation of a GenBank genome assembly. NCBI's taxonomy places the organism in Eukaryota, Metazoa, Chordata, Amphibia, Anura, Pelobatidae.
AUGUCUCCCUCGAAACAAACGAAGAUCACAGACCUGCUACGGUCCAGUAAGAAAGACCGGCAAAAACAGGCCCAAGAUGGCGCCGACGCCGGAGUUCUUUCCCAGGACGGGGAAGACUCUAUGGAGCCAAUCCUUUCACAAAGGAGUACGGAGGACGACCAUAUCACCAAAGACUACUUGAAACAAAUACUCCAGGACCUGAGGGCUACCAUGAUCACGUCCAGCAUUCACCAAGAAAUAUCAGAACUCGGGGACAGCACGGAUCACCUAGAAAAAAAAAACAGAGGACCUCUCCACAGCCCACAACGCUAUGACCGACUCUAA